UUCAACACACCCAGUCAUUUCUUGGACCCUCUAGUCCAGCCACACACGCUCUCUCUAAAUCCUCGUUUUUCCCAGCCCCUGAAAGCCACUUACACUCCACUCGAACACCGUCGCGAGCUCUACUAGAUAGCGCGCAACACCAUGGCGGACAGCGCGAGCGAGAGCGACACGGACGGCGCGGGCAGCAGCAGCAGCUCCGCCACCCCGCAGUCCUCCGCCGCCGUCUCCAACACCACUACAACCACCACGAACACCGCCACCAAAGCGCAGGGCGUCGUGAUCUCGCAGUCCCGCUUGGAGGAGCUGACGAACCGUCUCGCGUCGCUGCAGCAGGAGAACAAAGUGCUGAAGAUCGAGCUCGAGACAUUCAAGCUGAAGUGCAAAGCGCUGCAGGAGGAGAACCGCGACCUGCGAAAAGCCAGCGUCACCAUCCAAGCGCGGGCCGAACAGGAAGAGGAGUUCAUCUCCAACACCUUGUUUAAGAAGAUUCAGGCUCUGCAAAAGGAGAAGGAGACGCUCGCUGUCAACUAUGAGAAAGAAGAGGAGUUCCUCACCAAUGACUUGUCCAGGAAACUCAUGCAGCUUCAGCAUGAAAAGGCAGAGUUGGAACAGCACUUGGAGCAAGAGCAAGAGUUCCAGGUCAAUAAACUGAUGAAGAAGAUUAAAAAGCUGGAGAAUGACACCAUCUCCAAGCAGCUCACUCUAGAACAGCUCCGGCGUGAGAAGAUUGAUCUGGAAAACACUCUGGAACAAGAGCAGGAGGCACUUGUCAACCGGCUCUGGAAACGCAUGGACAAACUUGAGGCAGAGAAAAGGAUUCUUCAAGAGAAGCUUGACCAGCCAGUGUCUGCCCCGUCCUCUCCACAGGAGGUUUCCAUGGAGAUUGACUCUCCCGAGAACAUGAUGCGGCACAUCCGCUUCCUUAAGAGUGAAGUAGAGAGGCUGAAACGCAGCCUCCGCACUACAGAACUACAGCACACAGAGAAACGGGCUCAGUACAUAGAGGAGGAAAGGCAGAUGAGGGAAGAAAACAUUCGUCUUCAGAGGAAACUUCAGAGAGAGAUGGAGAGAAGGGAGGCGUUGUGCAGACAGCUGUCAGAGAGUGAGAGCAGCCUUGAGAUGGAUGAUGAGAGAUAUUUUAAUGAGAUGUCUGCUCAAGGGCUGAGAGCUCGUACGGUGUCCAGCCCGAUCCCCUACACCCCGUCUCCCUCCUCCAGCCGCCCCAUCUCUCCGGGUUUGUCGUACGCGAGUCACACGGUUGGUUUCACUCCUCCAGCCACGCUGAGCCGAGCUCCACUCCCCCACUACACGUCUCCUGGGCUGCACAUCCACCCAGGACCCUCACACGCUGUACAGAGGCCAUCCCCAAGGAGAAGUACCAGCCCAGAUAAGUUCAAGCGUCCGACACCACCUCCCUCCCCCAACACACACUCUGGGGCACAGCACCCUCCUCCACCGCCGCCCACACAGCCGCUGGUUCAUUCCGGCUCCUCCCACUCUGUGACAUCACAGAAUCCAUCCUCUCAGCCUUAAUGCAUGCACCAUGCGCUACCUUAAGCUAGGCUACUCCAAGCUAGGUGACACUACUACUACAAUGACAACAACUCCUCCACUGGGCAAAGGUUGGGGAUUUGAGUGGAUUGAAGUUGUGAAUUUGAGGACUGGGACAGUUGAACUAAAGAACUUGGAAUUUGAAAAGGGAGAAUGUGUAGAUGCUUGGCAGGCAGACUGACUGACCCAUAACCAGCCCCAUGCUGUUAAGUUUUUUAUUUUUACUGUGUUCUUCUGUAACAUGAUAGGCUGGUUUGGAAAGGUUUAGAAGAUCAUUUGAAAGGGUUGUCAAGUAUGUCAACUGCACAUGUCUAAAUUUUGUUUGCGGAAAGUUCUUGGUCUUUCCUCUGCCACCGUUAAAUUUCAACCAUUUUAAACAAUUGACUUAAAUUUUCCAUGUAAUAGUUAAAUGCUGUCAUUACGGAAGAAUUUGAUAGGAAAGAUUUAUCCACUCAUUAGAGUGCAUCUUCACAGUUUUUAAGAGGAAGUCCUGAAUCUCAAACAGAAUCAGAUUUGCCUUUGGGGGCGGCAGUGUAACUUUUUUUCUUUGUUUUAUUGUUUGCUCGUUUUAGGCUGUUUUUGUUUGCAAAACAGAUGUGUGCGUGGCUCUUGUUGGCAGUAUGUAGAUGGUAAAGACAGACUGAAAUGUACUGAUUCAGCACUUGUUGCCUCUCAGCUUGUGUAUUAUAGUGGGAUUGUAGUGUGUGUGUGUGUGCGGGUGUUUGUGUGUGUCUGCACAGCCAUAGAGGUUUUCCCACGACUGCUGGUCAGGGACCAGUCUCACCCUACUAGAAUCCAAACAUGACCCACAACAAAAACAAAGUCAAUACUGGUUUCUGAUCAGCAGCCCGACCUCUCUCUGGGCCCUCGCUGUAAAGGGAGAGCUCAGAGUGCUUAUUCAGAUGGGAAUUUUGCUUAAUGCCAGUGUCAUAUACACCUAAACAUGAACCGACAUGACGCAACAAAACAAGGUACUGUUGAACAAUUAACUCAACAUAAAUAAAUGCUU
Molecule: messenger RNA, 2560 nt
Organism: Myxocyprinus asiaticus (Chinese sucker)
Lineage: Eukaryota; Metazoa; Chordata; Actinopteri; Cypriniformes; Catostomidae
Product: coiled-coil domain-containing protein 6-like
Exons: 9
Coding region: 142-1533 (463 amino acids)
Source: RefSeq, a predicted model, not a curated record